Rattus rattus (black rat) is the source of this 748-nucleotide messenger RNA. It is a transcript of the gene Cuta, whose product is annotated as cutA divalent cation tolerance homolog. The coding region runs from base 122 to 655 and encodes 177 amino acids. The transcript has 7 exons. The record is from RefSeq and is a predicted model, not a curated record. Lineage: Eukaryota; Metazoa; Chordata; Mammalia; Rodentia; Muridae. Gene Ontology annotation, molecular function: copper ion binding. Gene Ontology annotation, biological process: response to metal ion.
GGCUAGCGGGCCAUUCGAGGGCCGGGAUUGGCCAGGUCUGGAGAUUCUGGGAAGGCAGGGCUGCUCCUGUCACGUGGUGUGCACUGUUUUCUCGUCACGUGGCUUCUGCAGCGCGGGCUGCAUGAACUGGGGGCGGGCGCUCGGCGUCCUACUCGGCGGAGGGGCCACGCUGCUCCUGUCGUUUCUUUGCAUGCCUGCACUACUGCCGGUGGCUUCCCGCCUUCUAUUGCUACCCCGAGCUCUGCUGUCCAUGGCUUCUGGAAGCCCUCCGUCCCAGCCGUCGCCGGCCUCGGGCUCCGGCUACGUUCCAGGAUCAGUCUCUGCAGCCUUUGUCACUUGUCCGAACGAAAAAGUCGCCAAGGAGAUUGCCAGGGCAGUGGUAGAGAAGCGCCUGGCAGCCUGCGUUAACCUCAUCCCGCAGAUCACAUCCAUCUAUGAAUGGAAAGGAAAGAUCGAGGAAGAUAGUGAGGUGCUGAUGAUGAUUAAAACACAAAGCUCCCUGGUCCCUGCUCUGACAGAGUUUGUCCGAUCUGUGCACCCUUAUGAAGUUGCCGAGGUGAUCGCACUGCCCGUGGAGCAAGGGAAUCCCCCGUAUCUGCACUGGGUGCACCAGGUCACGGAAUCAGUGUCAGGCUCUGGCAAGGCCCUACCAUGACAAGCCCUGUUCCCGCCACAGCUUCCUCUGCUCAAUGCUCUUGGGCUUCCACAUGAUGACUGAGCCCCUAAUAAAUCCUCUCCUGCUCUCGAG